GUAAACUUCAAUCCGAGUGUUCAUCACAUGGAUAUGUUUACGAUCCUUCGGUCCCUCUGUGUUAUCAAAUCAAUGCUGUAGCGUUAACAAAGGUUGAUGCUGUGACAUCCUGUCAACAAAGUAAUGGUCAUUUGCUGAGAAUUGAUACAUACAGGAAACAACUUUUGGUAGAAUCAUUAACCCUACAAACAACAGCCUCUGUUUUGAAAUAUCGAAUUGAUGGAGAAAAUCAAAACAAUGGUACCUGGACUUUUUCUGACGGAAGAGAAAUUGCCACAUUUUACUGGUACCCUGGGGAACCUAAAGAAAAUCAUAAAUCUAUUGGACUGAGAGUGACAUAUAAAGGACUGUGGGAUGAUAUAAGUGACACUUGGCCCCAUGGAUUUAUUUGCGAACGAGUGCCUUCAGUUUUGUAAUUAGUACUUCUACAUGACAAUGUUAAUGUGAACACUUUUUUGUUUUUAAACUAUUUUAAAUAUUCAUUCUAGAAGUGCCCUUUAACCCAAGAUUGAACAUCUGAUCUUAGAUUGUUUUAUUGUUAAAGUAAUACGUUUUAUUUCCAUUAGUGAACUCUUCAGAAUUAGAGGCGUGUUUGGUCGUCUGACUGUGGCAGCAUGGCGUUGCGGAUAGUACGAAACAUGCCAAACCCAGUUCAAUUAAAUGUUAAAUGUAUUUGUCAUUCUAGUUAAAGAAUAGAGGAACUAAAAACCUGUAAGAGAGCGAGAACUUGAAAUUCAUAACCCAUGUAUGAAAAUACGACAUUUGAGUGAGAGGCAUGCAUGUGUAUUGUAAUUUUGUAUUUAGAUGAUACCAUAAGAUAAACAGACACAUACGAUCAUCAUUAGAUAUGAAUUGAUAUCGUUGUAAUUCCUACUAUUAAUGUAUAUAAAAUCCACAGCAAUUAAA
Molecule: messenger RNA, 906 nt
Organism: Saccostrea cuccullata (small rock oyster)
Lineage: Eukaryota; Metazoa; Mollusca; Bivalvia; Ostreida; Ostreidae
Exons: 2
Source: RefSeq, a predicted model, not a curated record